Messenger RNA from Chenopodium quinoa (quinoa), 1517 nucleotides. RefSeq lists its product as uncharacterized. NCBI's taxonomy places the organism in Eukaryota, Viridiplantae, Streptophyta, Magnoliopsida, Caryophyllales, Amaranthaceae. The coding region runs from base 529 to 1116 and encodes 195 amino acids. The transcript is spliced from 8 exons. The record is from RefSeq and is a predicted model, not a curated record.
UCAAUUUAUAUCAAUAUCAAAAGCUCAUAUUAUCAGACAUGUCGCAUACUCAAUCAAGUUAGUUUCUUAGGCCGAAUCACUUUUUACAACUCUACAGCCUAAAAAAAAGCCACAAUAGCUAAUCAAUAACCAAGGCGUGAUGGCCCGUUACCCGAUAUGGACAUGUGUGUCCAAUACCAGGGGAAAAACAGUAAUUUGCUGCGUAAAAGCUUCACAGUAACUGGGCACUUGUUACUGCUGUAAAAACAAAUUUAUUUUCUCUCUCUACAUUUUAUUGCUGUAAAAAAAAUUCUUCUUUUUCUCUCUAUAAAAAAGAAGUCACCGGAAAACUUAGCAAAAGCCUAGCAUAAACUCAGCGAAAAUAGGUCGCGAAAACCUAGCGGCGAAGACAGUGUGCUCUGGAGAAGGAUUCUCGGUAGUUUGGUAGUCUUUUCAGUAGAAUUUUACUCGGUUCAAUAGUUGUGCGCCGCAAGGAAGCAAUUGUAAGGUGUGUGUGUUGAAGGUGUUCAAGGAAGCAAUUGUAGGCUGAUGUCAGGUGGUAGAAGGGGUCGUGGAAGGGGUGGAAGUCGAAGGGAUGGAAGAAGAGGUGGUCGAUGUGCGGCGAAGGAUGAUCAACAAAUACAUGAUGAAGCUGUUGAGUCUGAUGUUGAUGAUGAUUCUGGUGGUAGGAUUUUGCUGAAGGUAUGUAAGAAACUUGAUGAUGCUCUGUAUAGGAUAUUGUACCUUGAUUGGUUGCGAAGGCCCCCUGUGAAGUGGGGAGUCCUUCCUAGGAUGAAAGUUUGGACAGAAGUAAAGAUCAACAAGGCUAAGAAGGCUGAUCGCCAUAGGGAAGGUGAUUUUAGAAAGUUGGGGACUAUCAAUGUUUCAUAUGGUCGGCCACACGAACGAAGUGCCUUGGACGUUAUACCGGGGAAGAGACGGGCUGUGGCUGCUGAGGUUGUAGAAGCUUUAUUGCAAUCUGUGGAUCUACAAGAGGAGGAUGGUGAAGAGAACUUAUCUGCACACAGGAUGCAAAAAAGCGUCCAAAGAAUGGGGAUGGCUACUUUGGAUGGAAUAAGGCAUCGGGGGCUUGUUCCUCUGACCUCUCUGUCAAUGAUUACAUUUCAAGUGGUUUAAUGUGUGGCAGCCCUUUUGUGAGUAAUCAGUGGGAGAGAGAAGAGAGGCAUAGGUAGGAUAUUUCGGAGAGGGAAGCAAAAGAGAGGUAGGAGAGGGAAGCAAAAGAGAAGCAAGAAAGAGAGGUAAAAGAACGGAAGGAGAGGGAGGUAAAAGAAAAAUAGGAUAGGGAGGCAAAAGAAAGCCAGGUGAGGCGGGAGAGGGAGGACAAAGAGAGGCAGGAGAGGGAGGAAAAGGAUAGGCUGGAGAGACAAUAAAAGGAAAGGAAAAAAAGGGAGGAAAAGGAUAGGCUGGAGAGGGAGGACAAAGAGAGGCAGGAGAGAGAGGAAAAGCAGAGGCAAGAGAGAGAAAUCCAGGAGAAGGAGUUAGAGAGGUUGGAAAAAGAGAGAGAGGAAAAGGAGAGG